Musca vetustissima is the source of this 2427-nucleotide messenger RNA. RefSeq names its product protein sel-1 homolog 1 (gene Hrd3). Gene Ontology annotation, molecular function: protein binding. The record is from RefSeq and is a predicted model, not a curated record. The transcript has 8 exons. Gene Ontology annotation, biological process: ERAD pathway. NCBI's taxonomy places the organism in Eukaryota, Metazoa, Arthropoda, Insecta, Diptera, Muscidae. Bases 1 to 2427 code for a protein of 808 amino acids. Gene Ontology annotation, cellular component: endoplasmic reticulum membrane.
AUGGUGAGUGGUGGCGAUAGUAGUUCAGCGAGUAAAUCGGAUCGGGAAACAUCGGACAACGAUGAAACAACAAAUGAAAUUCCCAGUAACUUGCGGAAAGCCGCCAAGUAUAUAGAUGAUCAAAUGGAGGCCGCCAAAACGGCAGCUCAAAUUGCUGCCAAUAUUCAAGGCACCGAGGCAGAUGGCAAGAAUAAGUUGCUUAAAUUUGCUAUAUUCGAACGCCUGUGGAGUGAGGAGGUUGUCCGCAAGAAAUUACAAGAGGAAAUUGAGUUGCUCGAGGCAAAGCAACAACCACAAGAAAUUAUUGAUCCAACACCGGAACAAGUUGAGGCUGAAAGUAUGUAUGAAAAUGCCAUGGAAAUGUUAUCCAAACCCAAUUCGGAUAAACGUGUUGCCUUUACACUGAUACGCAAAGCUGCCGAAAUGAAACAUAGUAAAGCUCGCGCCGAAUUAGCAUGGGCCAAAGUGUUGGGCCACUAUAUGGAUUUUGAUUUUGAAUAUGCAGCAAACGAGUUUGAUGAAUUGGCUAAGGAAGGUUUGCCCGAAGCAAAUAUGGGCCUUGCUUUCCUUUAUUCCGUUGGUGUGGGUGGCAAAAAUGUCAGUCAACCAUUGGCCCUGAUUCAUCUAACCUUGGCGGCAUUGGGUGAUCAUACAUAUGCUCAAAUGGCAUUAGGCUAUCGUUAUUCAUUUGGCAUUAAUGUACCAGCUAGCUGUGAAAAGUCACUAACCUACUACAAAAAAGUCGCUAAAAAGGUGGCACAAAAAGUAACAUUUUCCAGUGGUCCUUUGGUACAUCGUGUCCGACUAUUGGAUGAAUUGGAAAAUCCAGGCAGUCAAGAAACAGAAAUUGUUGACUAUUAUCAAUUAUUGGCCGAUAAGGGAGAUGUCCAGUCACAAGUUGGUUUGGGUCAAUUGUACUAUCAGGGUGGCAAAGCCAUACAGCAAGAUCAUCAAAAGGCAUUGGAAUAUUUUACGCUGGCUGCCAAUGCCGGUAAUGCCAUUGGUUACGCCUUUUUGGGUAAACUCUAUUUGGAAGGCAGCGAACAUAUCAAAGCGGACAAUGAAACUGCAUUUAAGUAUUUCUCCAAGGCUGCCAAUUUAGGUGACCCAGUGGGCCAAAGCGGCUUGGGUUUAAUGUAUCUUAAAGGUUUGGGUGUACCUAAAGAUCCAUUAAAGGCUUUAAACUAUUUCACCAUGGCAGCUGAUCAAGGCUGGGUCGAUGGUCAAUUGAUGUUGGGAAAUAUGUAUUUCACUGGUAAUGGUGUUAAGGCUGACUUCAAACUGGCCCUUAAGUAUUUCAAUUUGGCCUCUCAAUCCGGCCAUGUUUUGGCGUAUUACAACUUAGGUUUUAUGCAUGCUUAUGGUAUUGGUAUGCUGCGUUCUUGUCCAGCUGCUGUAGAGUUCUUCAAAAAUGUUGCUGAGCGCGGCCGUUGGAGCACAAAUCUGAUGCAUGCCUAUUCGGAUUAUAAAAAUUAUCGCAUCAAUGAAGCCUAUAUGCAAUAUGCCCUAUUGGCAGAAUUAGGUUAUGAAGUUGCUCAAUCAAAUGCUGCCUUCCUUUUGGAUCGUGGUGAUGUUUCCAUAUUCCAUGAUCGCAAUGAAGAGUUAAUUAGAGCAUUUUACUAUUGGAAGCGUGCGGCAUCACAGGGCUAUUCGGCGGCACAAGUUAAAUUGGGCGAUUAUUACUAUUAUGGCUGGGGCACAAAUGUUGAUUUCGAAACAGCGGCCGCUUUAUAUCGCAAGGCAUCGGAACAACAAUAUAACGCACAAGCAAUGUUUAAUUUAGGUUAUAUGCACGAAAAAGGUCUGGGCAUGAAAAAGGAUUGGCAUUUGGCAAAACGUUUGUAUGACUUGGCUGCCGUAACAAAUGCUGAUGCUAAAGUUCCAGUGGCAAUAGCGCUGUUGAAGUUGCAGCUGUUGGCCAAAAUUGAAUCGAUAAAAGAGUCACCCUAUAAAUUCAUCUUUUACUUGGACGAAAAUAUUGCUGCCAAUUGGGAUUUGUAUAUGAUUACGAUAUUAACGCUGUUGCUUGGUUUCAUAAUGUAUACACGGCGAACCCAUGAACAACGUCAACAAAAUCAGGGCGACAAUAAUCAAGUUCAAGCGCCAGAUAAUGUUAAUCCAAUUAAUAAUGAUAAUGUUGUGCCAAAUGGUAGUGGUGGUGCAAAUGACAGCAAUGACAUCGCAGCUACUGCACCAUCCUCAACAACAACAACGACUGCAACAGCAACGGGUACAGUCAGCAGCUCAACAACAUCAGCGACAAGUUCUCCAACAUUGAAUACGACGACAACAACAAAUUCGACAUCCAUAUCCACAGCGGCGUCGUCUUCAACGACGAGCACAACGACAACUAACAACACAUCUCCAAAACCAGCAUCAACAUUACCCUCAGCUGCUUCGAACUCCACCGCUGAUCCCACGGAGUAA